Molecule: messenger RNA, 6187 nt
Organism: Epinephelus fuscoguttatus (brown-marbled grouper)
Lineage: Eukaryota; Metazoa; Chordata; Actinopteri; Perciformes; Serranidae
Product: claspin
Exons: 6
Coding region: 199-5970 (1923 amino acids)
Source: RefSeq, a predicted model, not a curated record
AACACGUAAGCUUGAUGCUGUGGCGACUCAGCUGUGUUAAUCACCUUCUUCCUCAUCAUGAUACACCGGACAUAUGUCUAUACAAGGAACUGAGCCGCGGCCAUCAGCGGAGGCGCACAGGGCUGGGCGCGUUUGGAUGGAGCUGCUGUCGAGUUACAGGAAGGUUUAACUUAACUGUUUGUCACAUCCAGAGGAAUAAUGUCAGAAGGUCAGAGGGACAACACGGAGGAAGGUUUGAGGAUGGACGAAGACAGUCCCAUGAUCAGCAGGGUGGAGAGGACUUUUUGGACAGUUUGGUCCUACAUAACUGGAGCUGUGAACAGAUUCUUCAGGCCAGAGCCCACUAACGUCACCAGCAAUGAUCCAAACUCCAUCCAGGAUUUAGCAGUUGACAGUGAGCCCGCUAACUGUGGCCACGCAGAGGGGGACACCAGUGGAGCAGGGGUGGAUGAGGAAAAGCCUGUUGCGACAGCCGCUCUGCUUAGCUCAUCUCGGCCACUUGUGGCCUGGGAGAUUUGCACCACAGAGAUCAACUUAGAGCCUGAUGAAGAAAGCGUGCCGUGCGAAACCCAGCUGAGCAGAGGCAGCGAGAGCGAAGCAUCUGAGGAAGGUGAGGGCACCAGAGAGGAACAGUUGGGCCGAGCAGGAAAUGACGAUGCAGGGCUGUUCUUUGCUCAAGACGACAAACGAGAAGAAGACGGAGAUGAGAAAUUGCACACUCGCAGACAAGAUGUGAUGUCAGAGAAUGGUGAGACAGAAGAGCAUGCCAACAUCAGGUCACUAAAAACUACAGGUGAUGCAGUGAGCGAAGACAUGGAGGAAAGUAGAGGAGGUGCUGAGGACAGUGAGAGGGCGGUGACACUGGAUGAAACCAUCCAACUAAAGGAAGCAGAGGACAAAAUGCAGCAUGAGGAUGAACAAGAUUUGCAGGCGGAAGAUAGUGAGCUAAAACCGUGUCUGACUGCAGAUUUGACUGCAGUAGAAGAGGAUAACAUGCACGUGGAAGAGUCGAAGAUGCAGCGGAACAAGGCAGAUACAGCGGUGAUGCAUGAGGAAGGAGGAAACACUGAUGGUGUGCCACAGCUGGGGUCUGAGAGUGAGUCCGAUGAGGGAGCGAGACAAGUUGAGCAUCAGCUCUCAGCCUGUGAAGAGUCCUCAGACGACCACAGGGAUUUCAAGGAGGACCCAGGCUUUAGUCCACUGCUUGUUGAAUUACAAAUGACCUACGACAAAAGCAGCACUGUGUCUGAGGAUGAGCUAACUGCUGUCGAGCAACAGCAUGUGAUGGCUCGAAGAAGUGAAAGUGAUGAAGUUGAGGAUACGAAAGAGGAGACGGAUGGUAGCGCCUUGGAUGUGAGUGAGGCUGCAAACAACCAGACAAUGGAUGAAGCUCCAGAGCAGGAAGACAACAUUAAAACACUUGCUGGAGUCAUCAUAUCUGAACAUGUUACAUAUAGGGAAGAAGCCAUGCAGCAUUCACCAGAACAAGAAGACGACAUCAAAACAGUUACAGAAGACAUUUUAGCUGAACAUGUUACAUGUAGCGAAGAAGUCAUGCAGAAUGCUCCACAAAUGGAGGAAGAAAUCAAAACAGUUACAGAGGAUAUCAUCACUGAACGUGUUAUGAGCAGCGGUGGAUUUGUGCAGAAUGCUCUAGAGCGGGAAGACAACAUUGAAACAGUUACAGAUGAUACUUUAACUGAACAUGUUACACGCAGCGAAGAAUUUGUGCAAUAUUUACUGGAGCAGGAAGACGACAGUUUAACUGAACAUGUUACAGACAGCAGAGAAUUCGUGCAGAAUGCUCCAGAGUUAGAAGAAGAAAUCAAAACAGUUACAGAAGAUAUCAUCACUGAACUUCUUAUAAGCAGCUGCGAAUUUGUGCAGAAUGCUCUAGAGCAGGAAGACGACAUCGAAACAGUUACAGAGGACAUUUUAACUGAACAUGUUACAUGCAGCGAAGAAGUCACCCAAAACGCUCCUGAACAGGAAGACAACAUUUUAACCGAACAUGUUACAUGUAGUGAAGAAGUCACCCAAAACGCUCCUGAGCAGGAAGACGACAUUUUAACUGAACAUGUUACAUGUAGUGAAGACGUCACCCAAAACGCUCCUGAACAGGAAGACGGCAUUUUAACUGAACAUGUUAUAGGCAGCGGAGAAUUCGUGCAGAAUGCUCUGGAGCUAGAAGAAGAAAUCAAAACAGUUACAGAAGAUAUCAUCACUGAACUUCUUAUAAGCAGCUGCGAAUUUGUGCAGAAUGCUCUAGAGCAGGAAGACGACAUCGAAACAGUUACAGAGGACAUUUUAACUGAACAGGUUACAUGCAGCGAAGAAGUCACCCAAAACGCUCCUGAACAGGAAGACGUCAUUUUAACUGAACAUGUUACAUGUAGCGACGAAUUUGUGCAGAAUGCUCCCGAGCAGGAAGAUGCCAUUGAAACACUUAAAGAAGAUACUUUAACUGAACAUGUUAAAUGUAGCGAAGAAGUCACCCAAAAUGCUCCUGAGCAGGAAGACGACAUCAAAACAGUUACAGAAGGCGACACUUUCACUGAACAUGUUACACGCAGUGAAGAAGUCACCCAAAAUGCUUCUGAGCAGGAAGAUCACAUUUUAUCUGAACAUGUUACAUGUAGCGAAGAAGUCAUGCAGAAUUUCCCGGAGCAGGAUGAUGACAUCAAAACAGAUACUGAAGCCAACAUUUUAACUGAACAUGUUACAUGUAGUGACAAAUUCAUGCAGAAUGCUCCCGAGCAGGAAGACAGCAUCAAAACAGUUACAGAAGAUAUUAUCAUUGAACAUGUUACAUGCAGCGAAGAGUUCGUGCAGCAUGCUCCAGAGCAGGAAGACGACAUUAUAACUGAACAUGUUACACACGGCGACGAAAUCAUGCAGAACACUCCUGAGCAGGAAGAUGACAUUUUAACUGAACAUGUUAUAUGUAGUGAAGAAGUCACGCAUCAUUCACCAGAGCAGGAAGGCGACAUCGAAACACUUACAGCAGAUGUUUUAACUGAACGUGUUACAUGCAGCGAUGACAUCAUGCAGAAUGCUCCAGAGCAGGAAGACGACAUCGAAGCAGUUACAGAAGAUGACAUUUUAACUGAGCAUGUUACACACAGUGAAGAAUUCAUGCAGAAUGCUGAGUCAGAGCUGCACACAGCUGACUUUGCAGAUGUAGAACAAGAGGAUGUGGCUGAAGACACUGAAGUGCAAACCAAAUCAAGAGAGGCAGAUGAUGUCGAGACAGAAAGCCAUGGCUCUCUGAUCGAUACAAACUCUGAUAUCACAACACACACUUCAGCAGAUGAGAGUUAUUUUGCUCAAGUAGAAGAGGAGAGUCUCUCCAGUGAAGCAGUCAACAAAGAAAGUGACAUGGAAAUAGCAUGUAUAGCCACCUCAGUUAUGGAUAAACCUGACGGCGAGACUGGACAGGAAAUGAGCAGAGAGUUUAAAAAUAUUCCCCAGAGUAUGUGUGAAGGCCGUGUUGUUGUGUCGGAGGAGCUAAACUCUCCGACAUGUGAGGAAACACGAGAGGGAGUUCCUGAAUACAACAAUGAGCCAGAUGAAAAUACAACACAAGGGUUCCUGGAGGACGAAGGUUACGAGGAAAUCCAGGGCAGCCCAUUACCAGAAGAGGUGGAGAGCAAAGAGCCGGAGAGCCUUCAAAACAGCGGCUGGAGCGCCGGAGCUGACUGUUUACUGGUGAGGGAGCAUAUGGGAGAGGAACAAGGUGUUAAGAAUAGCUUUGGUUUGGUUGUGGAGGAUCACGCUGAAAUACUGCGGCUCGCUGAUGCUGGAAUGCCACAAGAAACAGAGACACCACUUGUCGAAACUGUAAUUCAAGGAUCCGGACAUUUAGUUGAGGUAGAGGACAGAGAAUUACUAGUUGAUUCAAUGAAAAUGGGGAUCGAGGAGGAAACAGAAAAGGAAUCUGAGUCAGACGUCGAAUCAACAAACAAGGACGAUAAGGCAACAGAAGAGCCGCAAGAUGGGACUGAAGAGCUUUCGGUCGAUCUAGAAAAAGACGAAGGAUUGUGUGAUCCCAAAGUAGCUGUUGCUGCUGGAGUCGGCUGGGAGACAACAGGAGCUUUAGCAGCACAGGAAGUGCUCGAAGAUGACACUUUCCCUGAGGCUGAAGUACAGAAGAUGACAGAGACAAGCUACUUUCACGGAUUGGUCGAUGUCAUGAACUCGGAGCAACAGCUGACAUCUAGUUUACUAGAUGACAUUACUCAAUCUGAAUUCCUGAAACACUCAGAUGAGACUGAGUCUGUAUUACUUGAAGAUGUAGAAAUACAAGAUGCAGGUUAUGCAGUUGAGAUGGAGGCAGCAGCGGAUGAAAUGCAAGGCAGAAAUGAGAUGGAGAUUUUUCAUCUGCAGGCAACUGAAAUGGCUGAAUUGGAACUGUCUGGACCAGCUGAGUCACUGGAGACAAAAAAUCAACUAUCCGAUGAAGUGCUUGAGAUAAGCAAUGAGGAGAUGUUACCUGAAGCCCCUGGUGAAUCAAUGACGGCCCAGUCUGAACCACAAGAUUUGAUUUUGAUAUCAACAGAGGAUACAACAAAGCAUGUGACAGAAUCAGGGAGGAGUCACGCUGAGGAAACAGUUAGCUCAAUCAGUGGACAUGCGGAUGUGAUUGAUGAAGAGAUCCUUGACUUGUGGAUACAGACGGCUUCGUCGGAGGACAAUGAUGGCAUACAGCAACAAGAAGGGCCAGAGCCUGGACAACAAACGGAGCCAUCAAAUGAGGAACAAGGUGAAAUGUCAUCAGCACAGACAGAGAAGGAUGAAGAGCAGCUUGUGGAUUUAGUGAGUGACACAGAGAUGUCUUCAUCAACGGUAGAGUCUGGAUUUUUGGACCAGUCUCUUGGUGAAUGGGGCACACAAAGCAAUGAAACCCAGCAACCAAAGUCAACUAGCACCGAGUCAUUCCAAGGAAUUCAUGAGAUGUUGGCAGACAUCUCUGAAUCCUCUACACAACACUCCGAUUUUCUGAUGGAGGAAACCGCUGAGACAGAUCUGAAACAGGAUGAGUCAAUCACUGCGACAAGAUUUCACCCAGAUUCCGGAGUCACGUCACCAGAGAAAGAAGAUCUGAAUCAGGAAUCUGAUAAAUCACAAGAAGAAACCGAGGAAGAAAGAGCUGAAGCAGUGGAGACUGAAACUGGAUCGCAGAAAGAGAUCGAUGCUGAGGAGGCAGAAUUAGCAGAGAAAACUGACUGGAAAGACACAGAAGAAGCAGAUGUUCAGUCAGACAAAGCAGAAACUGAAGAUAAGCCUUUAGAAAUGUCUGACUCUCCAGAUGAAAUCAAACACACUGAAUCAGAACGAUCUGGAAGCAGCUCAGAGGCUUCGUUAGAGGAGGGAGUAGUGUUGACAGAAUCUGGUUCACAGGACGACACCUGCACUGAAUCCGAGAGGUUAUCGAUGUUGCCCUCACUGGACGAACCACAGCCCAGACAAUCAGAGGAUAUUGCUGAAUCAGAAGCUGGGGCUGAGGUGGCAGAACAGCUGACGACAAAGUCUGAAGAUGAAAUGGAGGUAGACACUUUUGUGCUGGACUUUACUGUGCAAAGAUCAAGAAUCGCUGUUAAAAAUCCUCGUGUAAGGCCACCCAAAGAUCCCCGCUCCCUUCUGCAUAUGCCCUCAUUGGAUCCCACACCCUCUGUACCUCAGCCAGCCAAAGUCCCUAUAGGUGUACCUCUGGGAGGCAUGGGCAUUGGAAUAAAACUUCCUGGACUUGGUGCUGGUUUUCCUGUUCUAAAGAAGACUCAGCGGGUGGUUAGAGAUGAAAAUAAACCAGAAACCCCCUCAGAGGAGACAAAGCCAGAGGAGAAGAGUGACACUCCCAAACAAGAUGAAGCACCACAGAGACCUAAAUGGAUGCCUCCAAAACAUCCAGGAUUUGGAAAUCCACUUAUGUCUGAGCUGAAGAGCAAACUGAAGAAGACCACAAAAGAGUGAGGAGGAGAAGAAGAUGGAUUGUAGUUAAUGCUUUGUGUGGAUAUUUGAAUAUAAUAUACAAAUGGCUUUAUUUUUGGUGUAUUUAUGAAACUGAAUACAGUGAUGACAUUUUCAUUGUGUCAGUUAUUUUCUGUAUGUUUUGUAAUAAACCUUAACUGAAAAAAGGAGUGUUACUUUCUUACACACAGUGCAAGAGGUGGGUAUUUAGCACACACAA